CACCGUCAUUAUUAUAGCGAUCCUUGACUUCCAUUACUUACUCCCAAAGAAUAGUAUAGCCACUAACAACAUUCACAACCUCAUUUGAUCAGAGGCGCAGCACAUCCCUUGACGAAGCAUUUACUCACAGCUACGUUCUGUCUCCCUACCAGGUUGUCUGCACCAAUUCAAUGUCGUCGAUCCCGGACCUGUCAACAGGGAGCUACAUACCCCACCAUUGGAGGACUGCUCCAGGGUCCUCGACCGGCACCACUUCAGUUCCCACAAUAUCUUCUUUAUUAGCGGAUAAGUUUAAACAUGCGAGAAACUCAACGCUGGAUAGUUUAGGAGGGGCGAGAAACUGGCUUGCUAACACGAUGAGUAAUCUAGGAGAUUCUAUCAAGGUACCCUCACCACCCGCAGAGCCUGUUUACGGAAGGAACGUAUCUUUCCCUUCCUACCUGACAAGCGAUGAUUCUACUACCACCACUAACAGCUCAUUGGGCACCCAAAUCGCCACUGAGACCCCUACACCAUCGUCUGUAACCACUCCAUCUGUCGAGCCUACAAAUGCAGUAUCUUCCUCUGCUUCUUCUAGAAGGAUGCCCGCCAAUGCCAUUGAAAGCACAAAUGGUGCUAGCAGCUGCAAUGUCACGAGAACACCUGAAGGUUGUACUUCCUUCGACAUAGACAUUAGGCAAAUUAACCUGGAGGAAGGAGUAGCAAUCAUUAGUACAGGAGACGAUGGACCUGCACAUUCGGUAAUUAUCACCAGAGAUAUUAAUAAUGUUAUCAACAUUGAUGUGAAUAGGUUGACAGCUGAUCAAACUACGUCAAAUUCAUCGACAGCUCCUACAGCACCCAGAGGCAUCCUACGACGACCACACUUACUUGACAUUGCAAGUAAAUCGUCACUUUCUUACUCUGGACCAUUACUUGUCUCAGGGGGACCACCGACUCCGGGAGAUGACGGACAAAGAGUAUUUCAAGAUGUCAGCGUGCACGAUUAUUGCACAAGUACCAAUGGUCUAUCUGGUCUGGAUAAACCUCUUACCGCUUUUGAAAACAUUUCUUCGUUUAUUCAAAGACGAUACCGUCAGGACGACGGGUCCUUGAUAUUCAGCCGAACAGAGGCUAACGAACUCGCCCCCUACUUGUUACAAUCCGGGAAUGACGGUACUGAAGAGUCUCGGGCCUUGAUAGGUUUUGGCCUCGAUGAUCUUAUCAUUAAUAGCGUCCUGCCGUCCAAAUAUGAGUCCGAGGGUGACACAAGUCGAUCUAGGACAGUGCUUGUAGACGAUACGGAAGUCCCCACUACGACUGAGGCUGGAUCUGGGGUGGAUGUAAGCGCGUGGAAGGGCCACUCUUUGAAUGAAUGGUUGAGCGAACGGGUGGCAUCUACAGAUACGUUCGGCUUGCAGUCCGAUAUAUCAAGUCUUUCCGAUGGAAAAGAACUGUUGAAUGAUGUCCGAUCCUUGGGCAGCCAAAUGUGCCGCAGACACGGCAUUGAUUCGGAUCCAGACUUGACGACAUAUUUUUCAACUCGGAUAGGUACAUAUAUGACCGAUAGGAUGCUCUCCAGUGGUACGCGGGAAGUCACCCCCGGUAUUCUCGCCGAUGCGGAUCACAUCCUUUUCAAAGCCAUAUCUGCAUUAUCCGGAAUGUCAGAGGAUGCACGCAUAUCUACGCUCUUAGGACGAAAUGCUCCCACUUACAGCCGUCAUACAAGCCAAUCGGCAGCUUCCCGGACUCCAUCAACUGAAUCUGUGACAUCUCAAUACCCGGAUCAUUCGCUAUAUUCUGACAGUAGCUGGUGGGCACCCAGUUCCCCAACGUCUCAAAGCAGCUCAUAUGUUGAAUCACCGUUGACUUCAUCAACAUCAUUCAGUGAUGUUCCGUCCUCCACAAGUCGAUCGGUCAGAUUCAAUCCCUAUGUCGAAGCUGUUCAUUAUGAGUAAUUGGUUCCUGUCGUUUCUGAGAU
Cryptococcus deneoformans JEC21 is the source of this 1960-nucleotide messenger RNA. RefSeq lists its product as hypothetical. NCBI's taxonomy places the organism in Eukaryota, Fungi, Basidiomycota, Tremellomycetes, Tremellales, Cryptococcaceae. The record is from RefSeq and is a predicted model, not a curated record. The transcript is spliced from 6 exons. The coding region runs from base 171 to 1937 and encodes 588 amino acids.